Molecule: messenger RNA, 5310 nt
Organism: Strongylocentrotus purpuratus (purple sea urchin)
Lineage: Eukaryota; Metazoa; Echinodermata; Echinoidea; Camarodonta; Strongylocentrotidae
Exons: 5
Coding region: 309-2042 (577 amino acids)
Source: RefSeq, a predicted model, not a curated record
UUCCUACUGCUGUUCGUUUCACAUCCAUUAUAUGACAUGAUGUUGCUCUGCAUGAGCACCGAUGAUGCACACCGCGUCAAUAUUUUCUCAUUGGGUUGAAGUUCGUGACUUUUCUUUUUCGUAGAACGUGAGGGGAUAUAAUAAAUAGCUUGACUUGUAUCCGUAUAUAGACUGAGGUGUAUAUACUCGAGAUUGUCUGUUUGGAUAUUGCACAGUGUCGUUUUCAUUAUUGGCCUCAUAUCGCUAUGCUUCACUCCUGGGCUUUUCUCGGAUAGCAACGCUCAUCUCGAUCGACACCACGUCCCAAAAUGGCCGGAAUCUGGAAUUUAAACGUCGUGCCGUUUUUUGUUUUAUCUGCCUUCGCUGUACUCUUGACAUCGGGAUACAAUUUUGAUACGGGUCGAAGCGAUGAUGCAUACGGUCGUCGAUUCAUCGUCGUUCUUCCUGUCGAAAAGGAUACCAGUAUACCAACGGUUCACGACAUAUACCUGUCUUCAAGAAGUAGCAAAAUCGUGCAGGUUAAUGCCUCUAGACCCGACACGAAGUGGAAGGCGCCCGGCAUCACCACGAUCCAACCGGGAAUCAUCGCAAACGUCACCCUCAACAUGAAAGGGCCAUACAGGACCCCCUUCAAUCCGAAUGGAAUACCAAUCCAAAUCGACGCGCACGAAGACAUCGGGGUGUGGGUCGUCCUUGGUCGUGGGAAUUCCAUUCUUGGAGGCUACAGGGCGAUCCCCCUUGCAGCACUCGCAAAACAUUACGUCUCCGUUAUGUACCCGUCUUCCAAAUACGCAUCAGAGAUAGUCCUAUUUUCUCCAGCCAAUGAACGCAAUGAAAUCUACUUUUAUCACCAGAAUGCAGAUAUGGGGAUGACGAUCGACAACGUGACCGAUGCGGUCCACACUGUCCCGGAUUUGCCUGUAGUGUUCACAAUUCCGAAAAUGGAUUCGGCGAAGAUUGUUUCUUCUUCUUCAGAUCUGAGCGGAUUAAAAAUGGCAGCUUCCAAGCCAAUAUUGGUGACGUCUGGACGCAAUUGCAGCACGUCCCCUCAAGCUUGCAACGACCUCAUGGAACAGCCAGCUCCACUGGGGACGUGGGGACAGUCAUUCGUCAUUGUCCCCCAGAUCACAAAUGGACCGUCUAUUCUGAAACUGAGAAUCAUUCCUGCCUUCUUGGACCAAAACACCACAGUCUCCACGUAUACCUCUUCAGGCUUCCUCAAGGAAAACUGGACAAUGAAUGAAGAAGAAGUUUUUAGAGACAUCGAUGUCACAGCAGGCAGGUUGUUCACUAUCAGGGCCACCAAACCCAUCAUGGUCACCCAGUUCUUUACGGACAAGCAAAGACGGUUAGACUACGCGGCCAUGGCCAAUCUUCCACCCGUUGAACAAUUCACCAAUCGGACAGUCGUCUUCCCUGUUCAAAAUCAUCACAAAUUCAACAAUACGUUGGUAGUCAUCACUCGAUGUGAGCACAGGAAGGACAUUCUCCUCAACAACAAAGACAUUUCGAACAAGUAUUCAGCAAGUGUAAAAUUUAACUCGAUCCAGGACUCGUCCGUGCAUGGGACAUACUGUGUUUUCAACACUACAUUGCUAUCAGGGUCGCAUGCUUUAAAACUCAGAAGCAACUCAAACAUUGGUGCGGCAUAUUCAGCCAUCGUGUACGGUGCAGGAACAAAAGAAGCAUAUGCUUAUCAGGUAGCAGCAGAUCUGCAGGAGAUUGUCUGUGGUACGGAAGGUGGUCAUGUCAGUCUAUGUGAGUUCUACACUCCUCCAGAUUAUAUUACGCCCUCUACGAAUGAGACCAGUAAAAGUAAAUCUGGAGAUCCAAAUAGCAAAACAGAACCAGAUCAUACCAUCGCGAUCGUCGUGGUCUUAGUCAUCCUCUCAUCUCUAGUAAUAAUCAUCGUCGUAAUUGUCGUCUUGGGAAGUUACGGCAAGGACAAGGGCGGACCUCGGGUAGCGUGGCGGAGGUUGCAGAAUACCGAGAUGCACUACGAUCCAUCGUACGACGAGGAUAAUGUGGAGGUCGAUGUCUGAAACCACUAUAGGCUCAUUCACGCUAUGAAGCGGUUAACUGCUGCGGUUUUUUUUAACGUGUGAAUGUGCACAACAAAGGUCCAGGGCCCCGUUGCAUAAACCAUUAUGAAACUUCCAUGGAAAUCGUAUACAUGAUUCGAUUGGCUGUUGAAUGAUGUUGCCAUGGUAGUUAAUAUAGAUGGCAAAGUUACCAGCAGUGUUAAGUUUUUAUGUCACAGGGCCCAUAAAUGUGAAGCUUAUUACACGUCCAUCAUAACAAAAAAUAUUUUUAAAACACCGCCGUUGUUUACCGCGUCAUAUUCGAACGAGGCUGUAUGCGUCGAUUGUGGAAUGCAAAAUGACUUUGCCUUAUGCCAGUAUGCGCAACUAGCUUCUAAAUCUUAUGUAGCAUCAAGCACAUCCAAUUAACUGGUGCUAAUAAUUAUUAUUAGACAAUCAAAAUCAAUUCAAGCCAACAUUAUCCAGCCUUCUCAUCGCUACAUCAACAGCGCGGGAUUAACCCCAUUCAGAAUGCACAGCUCAUACGAAUUUUCGAAGUUAUACUCGACAACAACACGAUAAAAGUUAUUAUCGCGUGAAUUGUGUAUAGCGAAACAGAUGCUUGGGCAUUGUUUCAAACGAAAGCUCUAUUGAGGAUCACGUCUUUAGGCGGGGGUGCAUUCAGACGGGGAGGUAUACGCCGUUUCGUACUUAAACUGUACAUGAUAAGUCAUUUAGAUAUUCUCGUGUAUUGUGAAACGAGAUAUAUUAAUACUUCGUUCAGACAGCAGCAGGUUUGGGCACCGAUAAAUCGAGACAGGAUCAUGGAUGACUGAUCCAUUCAGAUAAGGGAAACAAAACCUUCUGACCACUCUAACGUUAAGCCAAGCGGACAUACGUUUUUGCAUCGUUUUGAAUAACAACUCGAGAAAGGAUGAGAGAUAAGUACCAGCAAUCCCCUUCAGACAUUUAGUUGUAUACGAUAAUAAAAUUCCAAUGUGAACGAUGUAUAGAGAAUAGAAGAAUGAAAAUAAUGCUUCGUUUAGCCAAGCGGAGGUUUGUGCAUUGGUUCGACGAGAAAGGUUUUGACUCGUGGUGUGAAUGUCCUGGCAGCCGACGGAGUAGGCAGGUGCCCUGCUCCACGCGGGCAGGUGAAGAUUAGGGGAUUCGUAUAAAGGCAUCAUGUUUCUGUAAGCUGAUCGUGACCAUGCACUAGAGGCUAAACAACAAUUCGAUCUAAUUCUUGUCCUGACACUUCAUCCCCCUCCCCCCCCCCCCCAGAAUGGCAGGAAUGAGACCCCUUAUUUUAUUUAGUCAAUGUCAGAUAUUCCUCAAGGAAAAUGACCCCCCCCCCCCCAAGGAUCAGAUCGAGACCCGAAUCGGGCCUCACUUGAAAUCGUCGUUUGUUCAACGAACAAGACGGGUUUUGCCGUCAUAAAGAUACCAUUUUAAGGUACGUCUUUUGCAUAACAACAUCAUACAUUAUACAGAUCGAGGGGAAAAACGUGUCAUUUCGAAUAAUUGUGUUAUUGAUGUUAUCUUGCCACUAGGUGAUAUACGACGGGUAAUUCAAAUCAGCUUUAGAUUAAGACUCAAUUACCCAACCACUAGUAGCUAGGCCUGUAUGUUCCUCCAUAGUUCUGGAUGUGACAGGUACUCAUAGCACCUUUAUAUAUUUGUUAUAAUCGUAGUAAAAAAAACCUCUGAACGAAAUACAGUAUAAUUUGAGUAAUAAUAGUUGGAGCAAAAUCCGAUUAAAAAUAAGAAUAUUAUGAUUUUUGAAGUUGCGAUAAAUCAAACACAAUGUGGCAACUCUGUGACGUAGGCUAUGUUGCGAGGUUCCCUCUCGUUUGCUAUGUACUAACAAAAUUAGAUAUUUUUAUUUCCCUGAACAAAAUUUAUACAUACAUGUACUCUAAAUUCCCAUUGUUUUACCCAUGAGUUGACGCCUAUAAAGCGUAGUUGGUUCCUUUUUGUUGUUGAAGGGGCAUUUCCCUCUUGAGAAAUCCAAAAAUGUUUUCCAAGUACAGGGGUUAUUAAGUGCAAUGGACAUAAUUGCGUAUUAUAACCAGUACAACAUAGGUGGGUUGUUGUAUUGGUAUUUCUUAUAUGAAUGUUUAUAAAAUAUUUAAAUGAUAUGUAUAUAACAUAUAUGACAAAAAAUAAAAUAAAAGUUGUUUAUUAUUCCUGUUGUUGAAGCAGGAAUCUUAUUGGGGCAAAUUUCUUUGUUUCUAUUUGUUUCAAUAAGUAUUUUUUGUUGGUACAAAUACUAUACACUAGUAUCACACCAAAAACAUGCUACAAGUUGGAAGUUUAUAAGUGACAAGUUUGUGUUUGACAAAUAAAAAAAAAAGUAUUUUCUAACACUCCUUUUACCGUUUAUCAACUCGACCCAAUGUUUUUACAAAUGUUUCCACUUUCAUUCUUUUGUAAUUAUAAUGAAUACAGGAAAAUGAAUAUAUAUGAAAGCCAAACGAUUAUCAUCAAGGUUCAAAUGGUGCAUGUUUAUUCAGUAAACACAUCAGAAUUAUGUCAUUCCAUCAACAUUUUACUGGCAAGAUUUGACAUUUAAAACGACUGAUUUUGUACAUAAUUGAAUAUCAACUCCCUUACAAAUUAAUAUUGUUUAAAUCUCGUUUGGAUAGACCUUUAGUACAUUAGUUCUUCCCUUAGAUCUUGUGUAAAUUAACAUUUUCGCAAUCUCUCCUUUUCAACUUAGCUUGUGACAAAUUACAACAUUUACUGUUAUGAAUGGAUGACUAUUUUAUACAGGCAUCAUUUUAAAUACCUCCUUUGUAUGUUUGACAAAGUUAAAGUAAACAUUUUAUGUAGCAAGAUAUACCUUUUUUCAUCAUAAAAUACAUUCAAUUGAAAUGUAUGAAAGUGGAGUUACAUAAAAUCUGCAUGGCCCAUAUUCGACUAAAAAUGUAAACCCGAUGCUGGAUUUAAUAAUGGAAUUAGAACGAGGUCUAAAUUUCCAUUUGUUAACUUUAUACAAGAAUUAAUUCCAGCAUCAGAUUCAACUAUAUGAAUUAGUAGAAUACAGGCACUGGAUUACAAAUUUAACUUACUAUUAAGAUAUGAAAAAGGUCAGAAAAUGUGACUUUGCAAAUCUAUGUGGACUUAUGAAACAAAAGAUUAUACUAUUUCUAAAUAUAUCACUAUGAUUCUUUGACAGUCAUCAUUGGUAAAUAAAAGUUAUGUGUGUGAUUUAUACAAUGUAGUUAAAAGACUCUACAGAGUCAGAUAUAUUGAAAAAUAUAAUAAAUUGAACUCAACAGUGGUAAAA